AUGAAGAUAAGUAUGGCAAAUCGUAAAUCACUGUUGAUACAGUUUAUAUUGGCCGCCUGGAUCAUUUUUACAGUUUUUCAAAAUUCCACUAAGAUAUGGACUGCACUUAAGUUGCCCAUCUCCCUCCAUCACUGGAACUUUAUCAUGAAGUCCUCAAGUCCUGAAUUACCACUGCAUCCAGUAGUUUCAUCAGCAGAGACUGAGCUAAGAAUAAAGAGAAUCAUGGACAAACUAGACCAGCUGAUCCCCCCCAGACCUUUUACCCACAUGAACACCACCACCAGUGCUGCACCCAGCACAGCCACCAUCCUCCACUCUCGAGACACCUACUGCAGGGGGGAUCAGCUAGACAUCCUCCUGGAGGUGAGGGACCACUUGGAACGCAGGAAGGAAUAUGGCGGGGAUUUCCUGAGGGCCAGGAUGUCCUCCCCAGCGCUGAAGGCAGGUGCUUCAGGAAAGGUGACAGACUUCAACAACGGCACUUACCUUGUCAGUUUCACCCUCUUCUGGGAGGGCUGGGUCUCUUUGUCUAUCCUGCUCAUCCACCCCAGUGAAGGAGUGUCGGCUCUCUGGAGGGCAAGGAACCAAGGCUAUGACAGGGUGAUCUUCACAGGCCAGUUUGCCAGUGGCACCUCCCAUGUCAAUACUGAUUGUGCCCUGGUUUUAAACUCCAGUGCUGAGCUGUGUGAGUACCUGGAUGCUCAGGACCAAGAAGCCUUCUACUGUGUGAGACCUCAGCACAUGCCCUGUGCUGCACUCACUCACAUGCAAUCCAAAAACACGGAUGUUUCUUAUCUUAGCAGACAAGAAUGGAGCCUCUUUGAAAGGUCAAAUGUGGGUGUAGAGAUUAUGGAAAAUAAUGCCAUUAAUGUCUCCAAAUGCAACAACAGAAAAACAGUUACAAUGAAAAAGAAAUGCAAGUUUGGAGUGGCAUCCACAAUCCCUGGUGGACAUGUCUGGAAAGAGACCUGGAAUCCUGUCUCCUGUAGUUUGGCUCCAGUCAAAAUGAAAGAAUGCCUAAGAGGAAAAUUCAUAUAUCUAAUGGGAGAUUCCACGAUCCGCCAGUGGAUGGAAUAUUUCAAAAACAGUAUCAACACACUGAAGUCAGUGGAUCUACAUGAAUCUGGAAAACUUCAACACCAACUUGCUGUGGACUUGGACGAGAAUAUCAACAUCCAGUGGCAAAAACAUGGUUACCCUUUGGUUGGCUCAUUGAGCUAUUCAGUGAAAGAAAUUGAGUACAUUGCACGAGUCAUUGACAGAACCGGAGGAGGAAAAAACAUCAUCAUUGUAAUUUCUCUGGGCCAGCAUUUCAGACCCUUCCCCAUUGAUGUUUUUAUCCGAAGGACCCUCAAUAUCCACAAAGCUGUUCAGCGUCUUCUUCUGAGAAGCCCAGACACUAUGGUUAUUAUCAAGACAGAAAACAUCAGGGAGAUGCACGGUGAUGUGGAAAGAUUCAGUGACUUUCAUGGUUAUGUCCAGUAUCUUGCCAUUAAGGAUAUUUUUCAAGACCUCAAUGUGGGCAUCAUUGAUGCCUGGGAUAUAACAAUUGCAUAUGGCACAAAUAAUGUCCACCCACCUCAAUCUGUAGUCAGAAAUCAAGUUAGUAUAUUGCUAAACUAUAUUUGCUAG
Leptonychotes weddellii (Weddell seal) is the source of this 1632-nucleotide messenger RNA. Lineage: Eukaryota; Metazoa; Chordata; Mammalia; Carnivora; Phocidae. The record is from RefSeq and is a predicted model, not a curated record.